AAGAUCUUUGUUGAAGGCAGAUUUGAAGAACUCUCAGAAAUCUCUCCUUUAGUCAGCAAGCAUGAUCUCAACUCACUAGCUGGCAUAAUCGUUGACAAAGCCGAAGGAGUUUUCCUCUGGGUUGGUGUUGUCCUAUCGGCUAUCGAACAAGGAGUACUGAAUGGCGAUGAGCUCCGAGACCUUAGACGUAAGGUAGCUGCCUUCCCGACAGAGUUAAAUGAUCUGUACCAACAUCUCUUCGAUUCAAUUGCCGACUAUGACCGUCAAAAGGCAUUCGAGUUUCUAAGUCUUACUUAUGACAUUGGUAUAACAAGACCUACACCUAUACUUCAGCAUAAAUUUCUAAACGACCUAUCGAUUGACCCAGAUAUUGCAAUCAAAUUACCCGUACAACCGUUACCAGAGGCUGAACUAUGAAGAAUUACAGAUAUCGCGAGGCGCCAGGUCAAUGGGUUAUGUAAAGGUUUCCUUGAAGUAGCCUCUAUACGAAAGGACGUGUAUAAAGACAUGGAGGGUGUAAGAUUCAUGCACACAACCGCCGUGGAGUUUCUUUCUAAACAUUCAAGACUCAUUAAAUCUCAUCUCAGCGGAAUCGACAUGAUGGAUCGAGCAUGCCAGUCAUUUCUCGCUUUUAUAAAGUCGAUAAGCAUCAACGAAUUUUACGUUCUAAAUUCCGAGGUUUCACGGGACGACCCCUUUCUAACGUCCGAAUUUAUACAUCGGCUCACACGCAUCAUGGAGAUUUUCAAAAAUGAUGCCUUUAGUUUCCACGACACAAAAUACAGUCCAAAGUCGAAGAGUCGAUUCCUUGGGUUUCUAGAUAAUGUUGAACGAAUCGCAAGUCAAGAGUUCCAAAAGGGAAUGGAAAGCACGCACCAAAUCCGGUUGUCUAAUCCGAUUACCACCGAAGACAAAUCCUACUAUAAAUCUUAUCCUAUAGCUGUAAUGUCUAUUUUAGAAUUACCAUCGGCUCAGCUCAUUGCCCUUCUAGCCGCGAAACAUCUGUUAUUCGAGUAUUUUGAUAAGGAUGGGCGAUGCGACCUUCGAACCCAGACUGACCCGGAAUUUAGGAAGCUAAUAACACAUGCUCUCUUAUCUGGGGUGUCUCAACGGCUACACAGUCCGAGAGUGUUCCAAAUGUUUGAGAUGAUUUUUAAGGCUGGGAUCUCUCCUAACACUCUGCUGUGUAAAGUAGAAUACUCUACUGAAACCAACGAUCAUGGUGACCUAUGGACUUGGUUGUUGAGACGACUGGUAUUUAUGGACCCGCAGGCAGCAUGUUUAUACCAGGGCAAAAACAAACAUGGGGGGCGGUUGCACUACCGGCUCAUCGAACUCUUCCUUCGGUACGGCGCCAGUGAAGACUUUACUUUGACCUUUGGUCCUUGCUACGAAGGAAUUGGCCCCAACCGACUUCUUGUGAGAGCCCACGCUGGUGAUUACAACUGUCAACGUACAACGCUUGACCUCCAAAUGUUCGACGACAUAUGUGUCGACUAUCAACUAGACAUUGUUGGCUUUGCAAGGGAAAGGGGUGGGGUCCUCACCCUGAGGGAUUUAUUUGCGUACUGGUUUCCGCAAGACUGUGGUCAUCUAUACGCUUUACUCGACAAGAGAUGCCCAACCUUAUUUGAGACGGAAGAUAUAAUUAAAUCUCGUGAUUCACCCUCGCCCGGAAUGCCGGUGGUGUUCCCAGAAGAACAUCGAUGCUUUGAACUAGGUGAGCACGGGGAAAUGUUCGAUCAGUUUGAUCCGCGAAAGGUGCCAGGCGGUUAUAGGCAAUGUCUUUCACAUUCCGAGAAGUGUUUCAGGGACUUCGAAGCGAAGCUUGAAAGCAAGGGAUUGGGACAUUUGUACAAAGUGCAACAUGAACGUACAUAGUACCUAUACAUAUCAACCUAGAUUAACCUACAAGAAGCUCGUCAA
Molecule: messenger RNA, 1926 nt
Organism: Daldinia loculata
Lineage: Eukaryota; Fungi; Ascomycota; Sordariomycetes; Xylariales; Hypoxylaceae
Exons: 1
Coding region: 508-1881 (457 amino acids)
Source: RefSeq, a predicted model, not a curated record